This is a messenger RNA of Microthlaspi erraticum, 1431 nucleotides long. Lineage: Eukaryota; Viridiplantae; Streptophyta; Magnoliopsida; Brassicales; Brassicaceae. The record is from the annotation of a GenBank genome assembly.
AUGUCACUCUCUCCGUCUCCGUCACUACCAGCAAGAAAACCAAUAGAAGAAGAAGUGUGGAUGUUUGCCGAGGAAAGAGCUCAGGAGAUUCUCAGCACAAUCCAACCUGUUUUUGUUGCAGACCGAAGUAGGAAAGAGAUCAUCGAUCACGUAAAGACCCUCUUAAAGGAUCAUUUCGGAGUUGAGCAGGUCUAUUUCUUUGGUUCAGUGCCAUUAAAAACCUAUCUCCCAGAUGGAGAUAUCGAUCUGACAGUCCUGACUCCUCAUAAUAAGGAGACAGAGAUCGCUUCAGCAUUGUGCAUUAUGCUUGAAGCUAAAAAGAAAGAUCCUAAUUUCCCUGUAACUGAUGUUCUCUAUGUCCCUGCACAGGUCAAGGUCAUAAAAUGCAGGAUCAGGAACAUCUCUGUAGAUAUCUCCUUCAAUCAAACGGCAGGACUCUGUGCUUUAUGUUUUCUGGAGCAGGUUGACCAAAAUUUUGGGAAGGAUCAUCUGUUCAAACGUAGCAUCAUUUUAAUUAAGGCCUGGUGCUAUUAUGAGAGCCGUAUCCUCGGUGCCAACACUGGACUGAUCUCAACAUAUGCAUUGGCCAUACUUGUCUUGAACAUCAUCAACAUCUCUUAUUCAUCACUAUCUGGCCCUUUAUCAGUGCUGCUUAAGUUCUUGGAGUACUAUGGAUCAUUUGACUGGGACAAACACUGUGUCACUGCCAAUGGUCCUGUCCUGAUAUCUUCUCUUCCAAAUAUUACUGAAACUGAGAAUCAUCAAGUUUACUUAAGCGAGGCGUUUUUCAAAGAAUGCAUGGAGUUGUAUACUGUUUCAAUUAAAGCUACCGAUCCCAGCAGGCUUUUUUUCCCUGUAAAGUAUUUGAACAUAUUGGAUCCUCUGAAACACAGUAACAACCUUGGACGCAGUGUGACAAAAGGGAAUAUGCAACGUAUAAGGCAUGCUUUUGCAUUAGGAGCUAGAAAGCUCAGAGAUGCUCUAACUGUGCCGCCUGUGGAAACAAUGGGUUGGAAAGUGGAGAAGUUCUUUAGUAAUUCACUGAACAGGAACGGUAAAGGGCAAAGACAAGACGUUGAAGAACCUGUCUUCGCGUUUGGCACUGGAAGGGCAAACUUGUCUGAGCUCAGAGGUGAUUUUGAAGCAUACUUCAAGAGCCUUGUCUCCGGGAAGCUGUUUCACGGAGAGAUUCAGCAUAAGUGGUAUGUGACCGGAGAAAAGCAUGGUUUCUUUUGGAAGGAUCUGAAUUUAUCAACUAUGAUGCCGAACAUACAGAGAUCAAGAGGCACUGGGACUUACAUUCCUGAAAUGAGUCAAGAAUCUUACGCUGAGAGGUUCAGUAGGAAACCAAGCACAGUGUGCGCAUCAUUACCUUCAACAUCAACAUCUCAGACUCAGACUCAGACUCAGCCGCUCAAGCAGAAUCCUUGA